UGCAAUUCUCUUCAUACCUAUCCUCCCAUUAUCUCUGUUCCUUUCGUUCCCUUGUUCUCUGCCUGAUUUUUUUGCUUGGUUCCUCAUCCAUCCUUGGCUCCUCAUGAUUAACUAAGUCGUGAACUUUUCAAUUAUAGUGUAUCUAGCAUGUAGGCAAUCCAUCGGGCGACAUUAUGAUAUCAACACCAGUAGUGCUCUGUACAAUCAAUAAUGGAAAAGUCUUUCCUCUUUUGAGACUGGCCGGGUCAGUGUAAGCGAUAGGUAGAACAUGCAUCGUGCUGAUUAUACUGGAGGUGGGUGGUGCGCUUCGGUAAAUUAUUAUUGUAUUGUUGUACAGCCUGUAGCCUGUGGGUAUGGAUGGAUCAUGACCUACCUACCUACUGUACUCAGUGCUCAGUACUGUACUGUACUGCACACAGACAGUACAGUUCUGCACCGUGUGCUAGCAUUUCAGCCAUCAUCAACAGGGCUAGAUACGUCUUAUCCCCUCCCCCCCCCUCCUCCGGUAUGCUGGUCCAAGCCCGUCCCGCACGCCAGCAAGCACCAAGCCAGCGCCAGCGACUCCGACCAAAGGGCCAGCCGAGACGAGUCGAACAAGAAAAAGAGACGACAGAGAAAAUAACGACAGGGUCUGGCGCGCUGUUGGCCGGUGCUCAAUGCUCGAAUGCUCGGUGCUGG
Aaosphaeria arxii CBS 175.79 is the source of this 678-nucleotide messenger RNA. RefSeq lists its product as uncharacterized. Bases 269 to 622 code for a protein of 117 amino acids. Lineage: Eukaryota; Fungi; Ascomycota; Dothideomycetes; Pleosporales. The record is from RefSeq and is a predicted model, not a curated record. The transcript has a single exon.